This is a messenger RNA of Baudoinia panamericana UAMH 10762, 492 nucleotides long. RefSeq lists its product as uncharacterized. The transcript is spliced from 3 exons. The annotation marks the transcript as partial. NCBI's taxonomy places the organism in Eukaryota, Fungi, Ascomycota, Dothideomycetes, Mycosphaerellales, Teratosphaeriaceae. The record is from RefSeq and is a predicted model, not a curated record.
AUGACUCUAUCUCCCAAGUCACUCGCCGGUCCAGGCUAUAUCAUCCUAAACUGCAUCCGUGGGAUGAACAUCGUCGGCUUGCUUGCGGUGAUCGCGGCCAGCGUGAUAAUGCUGGUGAAGACCUCGCUGCAAUCAAAGUUUUUCUUCUUCGACGCCGUGAGCCAUGUUUUGACGGCGAUUGUCGGCAUGUUUCUCCUGGCCUCGGAGCUGUCACUCUUUCGUACCUACUUCGCCCGUAAUUGGCCACUACUCAGUCCGACUCACGGCUUCGUAAGCCUUGCGCUUGCGAUGAUCGUGCUCGGCAUCAACAUGCUCGGCAACCUCAACAAGCCAGCUACCAGUGAGCAGGCCCUCGGUCUACCCUUUUGGCGCAUCGUCAUCGGUUCGGGCAUCAUAAUCUUCGUCUUGGGCUUCAUUAACCUGGUCGCCAGCUGCGUCUUCCGCGACAGAAGUCGCAACAUUACAGCCCGCCAAGUCCGCGCCAAAGGUGCC